AUGUCCCGCAAAGGGGUAGGCCUGGCCGCCUUUGACCGUUCUCGCCUCACCUCGGCCCAGUUCGCAUCCCAUGGCACCUCGCUGCGGACCACCAACGCCCAAGCCCUGGAGACCCAGCUUUCCGUCUUCCGCUCGCUGCUCCAGCAGUUUGCUCAAACCUAUGCCAAGGACAUCCGAUCCAACCCGGCCUUUCGCGCCCAGUUCGCCCGCAUGUGCGCAGCCAUCGGCGUGGACCCACUGGCCUCGUCCUCAUCGUCGUCUUCCAGCUCCGGCGCUGGCAACAUCUGGUCGCAGCUGCUAGGCCGCAGCGUCAAUGACUUCUACUUCGAGCUCGCCGUGCGAGUCGUCGAGACGUGCAGUGCCACGCGUGGUGAAAACGGGGGGCUCAUUGGCCUCAAGGAGCUUCGUGAGCGUGUCAUGCGCGGCCGUAUGGAGGGCGCCCCAGAGGUCACCGAGGACGACGUGUUCCGAGCUGUUGGUACGCUCAAACCUCUGGGAGGUAGCUACUCGGUCAUCAAGGUCGGCAACAAGUCCUAUAUCCGCUCGGUGCCCAAGGAGCUCAACACCGAUCAGAGUGCGGUGCUGGAGGCGGUCCAGGUACUGGGCUAUGUGAGUGUCUCCAUGCUCAUGGUAAACCUCCGGUGGACUCGGGCAAGAGCCCAGACCGCCGUAGAAGACCUUCUAGGCUCGGGUAUGCUCUGGGUGGAUAAGCAGGCCGAGGAGUGGGAGUAUUGGAGUCCUGGCUUCAUGCUGGGCGCGGCUGGUAUCGGAGGCUGA
This is a messenger RNA of Neoarthrinium moseri, 777 nucleotides long. RefSeq lists its product as uncharacterized. NCBI's taxonomy places the organism in Eukaryota, Fungi, Ascomycota, Sordariomycetes, Amphisphaeriales, Apiosporaceae. The coding region runs from base 1 to 777 and encodes 258 amino acids. The record is from RefSeq and is a predicted model, not a curated record. The transcript has a single exon. Gene Ontology annotation, cellular component: ESCRT II complex. Gene Ontology annotation, biological process: protein transport to vacuole involved in ubiquitin-dependent protein catabolic process via the multivesicular body sorting pathway.